AUGAGGCUAUUAUCGUUGUUGUUCUUUGCCUUCCUUGUUAGGUUCAUCCAUGGUGAAACCCACACUUGGUACUUCGAAACCGGAUGGGUUGACGCCAACCCAGAUGGGGUGUUCGAGAAGAAAAUGAUUGGUUUCAAUGGCAGUUGGCCAUUGCCCACCUUGAGAGUCAAGAAGGGCGACAGAAUCAACUUGUACUUAAUCAACGGCUUUAAUGACAGAAACACCACCUUGCACUUCCACGGCAUGUUCCAGAACGGCACUGGCCAGAUGGAUGGCCCUGAAAUGGUUACCCAAUGUCCAAUUCCUCCUGGCGAGACUUACUUGUACAACUUCACUGUUGCUGACCAGGUCGGUACUUUCUGGUACCACUCGCACACCUCAGGCCAGUAUGGUGAUGGUAUGAGAGGUGCGUUCAUCAUUGAGGACGAUGACUUCCCAUAUGACUACGACGAAGAGGUGGUGUUGACUCUUAGUGAGCACUACCACAAGAACUCCGACGAAUUGACCCCAGCUUUCUUGAGCAGAUACAACCCUACUGGUGCGGAGCCAAUCCCACAGAACAUCUUGUUCAACGAAACCAGAAACAACACCUGGAAGGUCGAGCCCAACAAGACGUAUCUCUUGAGAAUCGUCAACGUUGGUAGAUUCGUCAGUCAGUUCUUGUGGAUGGAAGACCACGAGUUCGAAGUGGUCGAAAUCGACGGUAUCUACGUCGAGAAGAACACUACCGACAUGAUCUACAUCACCACUGCCCAAAGAUACACUGCCUUGGUCAGAACCAAGAGUGACACCUCCAAGAACUACGCGUUCAUGGCUGCCAUCGACGAAACCAUGUUGGAUGUCAUUCCUGGAGACUUGCAGCUCAACGGUACCAACUAUAUUGUUUACGACGACAACAAUGAUAAGCCUGAAGCAGUUACUGUCGACUCGUGGGAAGACAUCUUGGACGACUUCUACUUGAAGCCUCUUUCCAACACCACUCUUUUCGAUGAGCCUGACUUGACUGUCACUGUGGACAUUGCCAUGGACAACUUGGGUAACGGUGUCAACUAUGCUUUCUUCAACAACAUCACCUACACUAGACCAGUCGUUCCUACUUUGUUGACUGCCUUGUCUGCUGGUGAAUUUGCUACCAACGAAUUGGUUUACGGUACCAACACCCACAGUAUCGUCUUGCAAGGUGGUGAUGUCAUUGAUCUUGUCUUGAACAACCACGAUCCCGGAACCCAUCCUUUCCACUUGCACGGUCAUACUUUCCAAGUCAUUGAAAGAGGUCCUGCAUUCCCAGACGACGAGCCAACUGACUGGAACGCUACUGACCAUGCUGAAUACCCUGAGUACCCUAUGGAAAGAGACACUGUCUACGUCAGACCAAGUUCCUACGCCGUUCUCAGAUUCAAGGCUGACAACCCAGGUGUUUGGUUCUUCCAUUGUCACAUUGAAUGGCAUUUGGACCAAGGUUUGGCUCUUAUGUUCAUUGAAGACCCAAUGGGUAUUCAAAACAACCCUGAACAACAAUUGACCGAAUCCCACAAGAACGCUUGUAACAAGGCUGGUGUUCCAUUAGAAGGUAACGCUGUUGCCAACACCAACAACUACCUCGACUUGAAGGGAGAAAACGUCCAACACAAGCCAUUACCAACUGGUUUCACCGCCAGAGGUAUUGUUGCUUUGGUCUUCUCCUGUAUUGCUGCUUUCUUGGGUAUGGCCGCCAUUGCCUUCUAUGGUUUGGCUGACAUCCCAGAUGUUGAAGCUAGAGUUACCAGAGAUUUGAAUGUUGAAUAUGAGGAUGAUAUCGCUGAUGAUGAAAUCAUCACUGAAGAUCAACCUUUGAGAGGAUCUCAGGAAAGUUCUAGAAGCAACAGAAGCAACAGAAGUGGUAAGGUUAGAAUCUAA
Messenger RNA from Suhomyces tanzawaensis NRRL Y-17324, 1896 nucleotides. Its product is annotated as multicopper oxidase. NCBI's taxonomy places the organism in Eukaryota, Fungi, Ascomycota, Pichiomycetes, Serinales, Debaryomycetaceae. The coding region runs from base 1 to 1896 and encodes 631 amino acids. The transcript has a single exon. The record is from RefSeq and is a predicted model, not a curated record. Gene Ontology annotation, molecular function: copper ion binding; ferroxidase activity. Gene Ontology annotation, biological process: reductive iron assimilation; cellular response to iron ion starvation. Gene Ontology annotation, cellular component: high-affinity iron permease complex.